AUUCGGAGUUGCGGCGCGUGCGCGUACUAGCGUUGGUAAAUGCAACGGGAAGUGCGGACGGGUUGUUUAUAAUUUCUCACUAAAAAUAUGGUAAAAUCAAAUGAAAAUUUUCAUCCACGUACGCGUCCGUGCAUAGUGAAGUGAAUGGUUAGUUUUAAGGGGUUUUCCGAAUGGUAAAAUCAGUGAUAUUUAACGGCAAUGUUUGUUUUGCAUACGUGAGGUUUAGUGUGUCAAUCAUGGCCGCCUGAAAAAUUUGACGAUCAACAAAUUUAAUAAAGUAGUAAUUUAAAGAAACAUGUAAAAACUGAAUAAAGAGUGGUCCGGUUCACGUUUCACCGCUGAAUAGUUGUGAUUUAGGACGUAUUUUUACUAGACUUCUAUCAAAAUGGCGGAGGCGAACGUUCCCAGGAUCCCAAAAAUCAUGGUUUUCCGACCGACAUGGGAGGAAUUCAAGGAUUUCUCCAACUACGUAAAGCACAUGGAGUCGAAAGGAGCACACAAAGCCGGUUUGGCAAAGGUUAUACCGCCUCCUGAGUGGGUUCCCCGAAAAUCUGGCUACGACGUACAAAACCUCGACAUCUCGAUCCCCGCCCCGAUCUGUCAAGUCGUCACCGGCAAACAGGGCUUGUACCAACAGAUCAACAUCCAAAAGAAGUCGAUGACGGUGAAGCAGUACCGCGAUCUAGCCAAUUCGGAAAGGUAUGCCACGCCUAGACACUUUGAUUACGAGGAUUUGGAGAGAAAAUAUUGGAAGAAUAUCACUUACGUCGCUCCUAUUUACGGAGCCGACGUUUCGGGAAGUUUAACAGACAAUGACGUUAAUGAGUGGAACAUCAACCGGCUGGGAACCAUCUUGGACUUUGUGAACGAAGAUUACGGAAUAUCCAUCGAGGGUGUGAACACGGCUUAUUUGUAUUUCGGGAUGUGGAAAACCACUUUCGCUUGGCAUACCGAGGACAUGGAUCUCUACUCGAUAAACUACUUGCACUUCGGUGCGCCCAAGACUUGGUAUUCGAUUCCUCCGGAACACGGAAGGAGAUUGGAGAGGCUGGCGAACGGUUUCUUUCCGGGUUCUUAUAAAACUUGCCAGGCGUUUUUGAGGCACAAGAUGACCCUCAUUUCGCCGCAGAUCCUGAAACAGUAUUCUAUACCGUACAACAAGAUAACGCAGGAAGCGGGCGAGAUAAUGAUAACGUUUCCAUAUGGCUACCACGCAGGUUUCAAUCACGGCUUCAACUGCGCCGAAUCCACCAACUUUGCCCAGGAGCGUUGGAUAGAAUACGGCAAGAGGGCAUCCCAGUGCACCUGCAGCAAAGACAUGGUGAAGAUAUCCAUGGAUACGUUUGUGAAGCGGUUUCAGCCCGACAGGUACGAGAUGUGGCUGAAGGGUGAGGAUAUCGGUCCGCACCCGGAGGAGCCCGAUCGCAAGGUUGCGGCGCCCCUCCCUCUGCCCCAGGACAUUCUCUGCAACAAGAACAACCCCACGUUGCCGCAGAGCUUCCUGGAGGCGCCCAAGAAGGCCUCGAGGAGGGGCCGCAUGGCGGCGUACAGCCAGAGCUUUUCGAUGUCCGAGUUCCCCGCCGCCCUGCAACUGGAACUCAUGGAGGAGGACAACAUGGCGUACGGGGCGGAGGAUCUGCCCCCCGACGAGCAGCAGCUGGAAGUCCUGGAGGACAUCUGGCUCAAGGCCGGCGAAAUAGAGGCGGAAGACGCGAUGAUAUGCGACGCCGGAUACAACGUGAAGAAGAGCCGUAAGUACUUCCAGAAGAAGAAGAGGGGGCCGCGGGAUCCCAACAAGCCGCGGAAGGAGAGGAAGAAGCGUGACGACGACCGGAACAAGUCGAGGAAGGAGGAUAGCGGCACGGACGACCUGACGGGGCUGUACACCACCUGCGACAGUAAGAGCAAGAAGGUUUGCGGGAAGAUCGUGGCUCCGAUCGAGCUGGACAAGCAGAACCUCGACACGGCCGAGCUGGUCAAGUCGUUGGUGGCGCAGGAGACGAGCAUGCUGCUCAGCCACAAGAAGAAGCACAAGCACAAGGACAAGGACCACGAGCACAAGAAGCAUAAGAAACGCAAGCAUCACAGCUCGAACGCCUCCUCGGUGUCCGACUCGGACUCGAUCAAGACGGAAAAAUCCAAUCCCGAGGUCAAAGAGGAGAUCGACAGCAUCAUCAGGGCUGCCGCCGAGGAGCACGAGCAGUCCCUGCUCGAGUCUUCCCCCGCCAAUCAGUCCACCGGUUUCGAUAUAUUGUCCGACCAGCCUAGUCCUUCCUUCCUCCCUAAGUCCACCACGUCCGACCUGAAGCUGUUCAGGAGACCCAAAGAGACCAAGAAGCUCCUGAAGAGUAAGGUGCAGACGAUAAAAACCUCCAAGGGCAUCAUAACCGUGCUGGAGGCCAAUCCGAUAAUAAGCAAACCCAAAGAACCUCCGCCCGUUACAACUUCUGCCGCGAAAAAGGGUCCGAGCUUGUACGAGAACGCUUUCCUGAGCUUCUUGUCCAGUCAGCUGAAAGAGGACCCCACAAAGAAGGACGUGAAGCCGAAAGGCAAGAGCGUGAACCCCAUCAAACCGCUUCCAAGGGUGGAAGUCAUCUCCGUUCCACCUAGAACCGCCACAACUCCGACGGACUUGUCGAAACCAACGUCGACCGUCUCCGCAGAUAUUAAAAAUAAACCCACGACUCCAAAUAAUGCCCCGACGGUCAAUACCACAGCAUCACCGUACGCUAAAGGAAAUAUUUCCUCUUUACCAAACGCUUUCACGGCGAGUCUCCCCAAAGACGUUAAAAUAACGUCGACCAGCCCGCAGGGGGCAGCGAAUAUGUCGAAGGGCGUAACGUUCCCGUCAAGAGACGGGGGUGAGAUGCAUGGUAACGUAAUUUCAUCCGCCCCACCCAGAAACGUCAAAUUGUCACACCCGAUUCUGAGGGAACCCAGGUUUUCCCCGAACUUCUCGCAGACGCCUCCGAAAGACGUCAAAGUGUACCCCGGCAAGCAGCCGCAGUUCAGCGCACCGUUCGCGGCAGCGUUCGACAGCAUGCACACCAUCACGAACGUCGAGAGAAGUCCCGACAGCGUCAGCGUAACGAAGCAAAUGCCGCAGCUGAGCAUUCCAGAACCCAAAGACCCGCACAUAGAGCACGAACAAAUGCCGAUGUUGGACCCUCAUUCGCCCCUUAUUCGGCAGGGGGUGGCACCGCACGUUUCCUCUACGAGUGCCGUGGGGCAGCCCUCGACGGCGACUGCAACCGUUCCCAUAGCGAAUCCCGCACCAGUGGUCGCGGAUCAGGGACUGUUGAACGUGUACAGCAUUAAAACCCUUGAGCCCGCUAACGGGUUGGAGAAGAUCGAACAGUGUGUGACCGAUCCACAGAACAUUACGUCGGCUAUGCCCGUUAAACAGCACAAACCCAACUUGAUCUGGAACAAUCACAAAUAUUACACUGUGAAUCAGUGUCCGGAGACUACAUACAUCAAUAACGACAGGUUCUAUCCCAUGACGCAGGCUCCGAUAAAGCUCGAAGACGACCCCGACAGAAAAGUCGUGGUGGAGUCUAUUCCAGAGGACGUAAACGAGGCCAUCACCGCCUUGAGAAACCAAGAGUUCCAAAACAGGACAGAAAGAGAGGAGAGGGAAUACAAAAAAGACAGCUCGUCUUCCUCCUCGUCCAGUUCGAGCGACAGCGAGUCCGAUUCCGACACGGAAGACUGCAAAUUGCAGUUGAGCUCCGAGGAAACGUCCUGCUACUCCCCGGAUGGUACGGAUCUCUCGGACACUUCUUCGGACGAGGACGAUCGAAAGUUUAACGUGGUGCAACCAGAGACGAAAUUCGAAAGGUGUUUCCAAGAAAUCCGAAAAAGUACCGUCGAUAUUAAAGAAGAAUCAAACUCCUCUGAAAAUUUUAAUCGAUGUGUUGCAGAUGAGAAGGAGAACGUCGACAACAACCUGAAGGAGCCGGGCUUGAAACGACCGGCCGGCAGGAGGGGGAGGAAGCCGAAGCACCUCAAGAAACCGGGUUUCAGGAGCAAAGCCCCGGAAACGUGUCAGAAAGGUAAAAAAGGUCGAAAACCGGCCAAAAAGUCGGAGAGCCGCGCGCGGAUCCGACCGUACCUGUCCGAAAUAAUCCUGGGGGUCAGGAAAAAGGGCCGUCCCAACAAAAACGUCCAGCACAAGUUCACCGCCAUUAAGAGCAUAAUCAACAAUUUCAAGGACCGCUUCAAUUUCAAACCCAAAAGGGGUCCCCAACCCUGCGAUCCCGACGCGCCCCUGAGCAAAUACCUGGCCUACAAGAAGGCCAGCCUGACUCCCCUGGAUUGUUGCGUAGAGGUACCGGACGUCUUGAGCCGUUUCAGUCGCGACUUCCAGGAAUACCUCAAAUCCGGCCUUACCCUAUUCAAUGUCAGUUCUAUUCCCAUAGCCCAGACCCAUCCCGCUUCUGACGUCCCGAAGGAAGAGAAUAUCAGGGACGGCAGUUCCAAGGACCAAAAGAGAACACCCAACAAAGCGAACGGAAACCCGAUCGCGCAAGGCGACGUAGUGUGGGCGAAACACAAGAACGGCAGGUAUUACAAGGCGAUCGUGAUGGACGUAAAGAUGGAGUCGCAGAUGUGCGUCUUCUUCCCCGAGGACCAGAGCUUCUCCAAGGACAUAAUACUUAGCGAUAUCGUGAACUGGGAGAAGAUCCAGACGCCCAUCAUCGGGCAGAGACUUCAGAUACGGUGGAUCGACGGCAAGGUGUACGACGCGGAUUACAUCGGCAAGGUGGAUUAUCCCGUCUUUACCGUAUUAUUUGAGGACGAGACGACGAGUCACUUACACAGAGAAUACAUAUACGCUCUAAACGAGUAUAUUCCAAAGCGUAUAGUUUCAAAAUUGUCUUACGCCACCGAUAUGAAGAAUCGGGAUCACCUGUACGACCUGGAGAGCCCGCUGCCGGAGAAGCGGCCGGUGAAACGGAAAAUGUACGAGGAAGACGAAUAGUUUAGGCUGAAUAGUUUAAUUGAAUUUCUUUUUUGAAGACUGAAUUCCAAAAUAGUUUUUUACAGGCUCUUGUUUUUUUUUUUUGUAUGGAAUUGAUCGGGUUCCGGUCGGAUUCUCUUUGUCCGUAGAUUUUUUCGAUUUGUUCUCGACGAAGGAAAUUAUAUUUGUGAUCGACUUUGAUUAGUAUUCCCGUAUCAUUUUUUCGAUAGGAAUUUUGAUCACCGUAUUUUUAUCUUUAGCUGUAGUAGUUUUUUAAGUGUGUGUGAUAAAAAGUUGUAUUUAUUUUUGUUUUAAUGUAAAUACCACAAGUUUAUGAUUACGUUCCCUUAGGUUUCUGUAUAAAAGAAGAUGUAAAAUAGCGCAAUUAUGUCUAAAGUAUUGAUAAAAUACAAAUAAAUUAAAUAAUGUUCAC
This is a messenger RNA of Anoplophora glabripennis (Asian longhorned beetle), 5396 nucleotides long. RefSeq lists its product as uncharacterized. The record is from RefSeq and is a predicted model, not a curated record. The transcript is spliced from 14 exons. Lineage: Eukaryota; Metazoa; Arthropoda; Insecta; Coleoptera; Cerambycidae. Gene Ontology annotation, cellular component: nucleus. Gene Ontology annotation, molecular function: histone H3K36 demethylase activity; histone H3K9 demethylase activity. Gene Ontology annotation, biological process: chromatin remodeling. Bases 386 to 4984 code for a protein of 1532 amino acids.